AGGUACCACCCAAAACAGUGCGACGCCUACCAAUUUCGAAGUACCUUCGCUCUGCCCGUUGACGGGGUCCCUAGCGCAUCCAAAUUAUUAUUCAGAAUCAUGAACCUUAGCUCUAUUGGAACAUUACCCUAUCCUAAAAGCGGGACCUAUGCUCUGAAGUAUUAUGCUAGAGCGUCAGGUGGAGCACUGGCAAUACAGGCCUUCCGCCGCCCAGGGUCGGCGACGUUUAACGGAGAGCUUUGAAUAGUCACUGCCAUGCUCUAUUGCAGCUGCCAUCUUAUACAUAUUUAUCAGCAUCCGCACUCAGCAUCCGGAAGAAUGUUGAGAACACCACGCCAAACACAAUAAUCACAGAGACAAGGAACAAUCUCAACAACCAUAACUAUUUACAACUACCUAUUACAACAUAAUGGCUCGCGUUAGACGGAACUGGACGCCUGAGGAGGACGCUCUUCUCCGAUCGGUUGUCAAUAAUGCUAUGGCUCAAUCUCGACCACUUCUAUGGCGAGAGUUGGCCAAAUCCAUACCCGGACGUUCUAACAAGGACUGCCGACGAAGAUGGUGGAACACACUUGCAGACUGCACGGCUAAGGGUUCGUGGUCUGCCGAGGAGGACGCACGGCUCAUCGAGGCCGUUCGCCAAUAUGGUCCCAACUGGGGCCAAGUCGCACGGGCUGUUAAGUCGAGGAACUCGGAUCAGUGCUCUAGCCACUGGAGCCAAGUGCUCGACCCCAGCAUAAAUCACUGCGACUGGACUGAAAAAGAGGAUUCCGAUUUGCUUCACGCAGUUCUCACACAUGGUACCAACUGGACUACCAUCGCAGCUUCUCACACUCCCCGAAGAACCACACUAGCUCUCAAGAACCGAUACUCCACGCUACGAUUAAGACACGAGAAUGGUGGAAAGUCUAAGGACCGAAGUGUCUCAAGGGCGUUUUCGGUUAUGUCUAGCAGCUCCGAAGGCACCGCCGCAACCACUCAACGAGACACAAAGACCCCUCAACGAACCGACGAUGACGAAUAUGAUGAGGACAAGGAGUACGAAGACAGUGUAGACGAGCGCACAGAGGACGCAAAUGCCACCAUCAUUGGUAGCCACAUAAACGGUUUAGGCAUGUCGACAUUGAACUCCUGGGCCAACCCUGGUCUAUUGACGCCUCCUACUUCUAUGCACAACGGCACAUCUUGCAUCUCUACACCGAGCUGGUCGGGCGAGACGAUCGACACUCUUCACUACGCCAACCAAUACCCUCUCGACUCACACUCUUCCCCAUACUUGGGACUUGGAGGAGAGGAAUUCUUCGGUGUUGGUCACGACCUAGCGGGAAUGGGCACCUGCGCCCCUUACGCAGUAUAUGGCGGAGACUCGAUGCACCUCAACUACUCUCGCUCGCCUAGCUGCUCCCCUCCUUCGCAAACUUCGUCGUCGACACCCUCUAUCAGCGGUCACCUAAUGGACCCCGAGACCGCUCCUUCUACACCACCUUCAUGCAUGACAACCCCGAGCUUUACCCCUCCUGCUCAGUUCGACGAUUUUAACACUUGCUCAGUCACCAUCAACGCGAACUGCACGACAUUGCAACUCGAAGCGAUCAUGAAGAGCCUAUCCGGCAUCAAAUCGAACGUUAAGAUCGACCCUAGUUCACUAUAAAUAUUCAACACCUAUUUCAUCUAAUAUUCACCAAUUCAUCACCCGUAUAUAUAUCUCCGACAUCGAAUCAACACGAUGUAUCAUGACGAAUGAUACGAAACCUGCCCGGCGAGCAGAUGGGAUAGAAAGAGGACUUGAAGUCCCGUAUAUUUGUUUGCAUUUACAACUACAUUUGUUUUUUUACACAGCGGGCGUUGAAAGGAAAAAUAGAAAACCGGCAACGGUUAAAGGGUGCAUCGCAUACUUGAUCUAGCAUUUACAUUUUGCAUUUUAAACGGGCAUAUACGCCCUCAAGAUACCACUGCAGCAUUUCUAUUUUUUCUAGUUAGAAUUAGAAUAUAUUAGAGGCAGUAGUCCUUGGAUCUUUACAUCUCA
Messenger RNA from Hypoxylon trugodes, 2026 nucleotides. RefSeq lists its product as uncharacterized. Gene Ontology annotation, cellular component: nucleus. The record is from RefSeq and is a predicted model, not a curated record. The coding region runs from base 410 to 1651 and encodes 413 amino acids. Gene Ontology annotation, biological process: regulation of DNA-templated transcription. Lineage: Eukaryota; Fungi; Ascomycota; Sordariomycetes; Xylariales; Hypoxylaceae. The transcript has 4 exons. Gene Ontology annotation, molecular function: RNA polymerase II cis-regulatory region sequence-specific DNA binding; DNA-binding transcription factor activity, RNA polymerase II-specific.